CUCAAGUAUCCAUAUAUCCAAAUAUACUUGCUUAAACGUAGUCGAGCUGUGAAAAUAACGCCUGGAUGUUUUUGUUCAUGGAUGGUCGGGUCUUGUGACUGCACUAAGCGCGCUAUCCUGGGAUGUCAUUGAACCUGCUUCUCAUAUGGGAAUUUGAAGGAAACAGCCUUGCUCCCUCCUGACUUCAAGAUUCACACUGGGUUCACACUGACAUUAGGAACAGAAAAAAUAAUCUUCAGAUAGGCUACUUAAAUGUCACAUUUGCAUGAGGACAUUUCAAACUGCUUUACUUUUUUCAGUAGCCUAACUUUUUAAGUCUACAUACGGCCAUGGAAUACUGCAUUUUCUGCAUUGCAAAGCUAAUCUCAGCACAGAUAUAGGCUACACUGAUCGCUGUCCUAAUAUGGCCUUUAACCAAAUACCUAAGACAUAUGAUUAUUAACAUGCUGUAGUCUACUUAGGAUGUUUUAAAGCCUCAUAUGAACUCUAACGCUUACAGACAAGCAAUAAAGAUGUUGUACUGGGCGACACCAAGCGGUGUGUUUUCAAACUACAAGUACUAUCGCCUUACCCCCACACAUCCAAGGUAGACUAAAAACACAUUUUUACACUUGGUAUCUAGGCCUACGUCAAUUAAUAUGAUUAGAAUUAAGCUCUGUGAUAUAUAUAAUAUAUCUAUAUUUAAUGAAAAUGAAUUUUCGCUUACCUGUUGUUAAGAUGUCAAAAUGUCACGUUCAUACUGGGGACUGAAUAACUCACAAUAAACUAAUAAUAAAGUUAGUUUACAACUAACAACUAAUAAUUUGGUCACACUGUUUGUUCCACUUGAAACUCUCCUCGAAUAAUAUGACGUUUACCUUUAUUGAUCCAAUAAGAAGCCAUACAUUUAUAUUGUUACAGUUAAUAUUUUGAACUUACGUAACUGUCAACGGUAAUAAAUGACAUUUCCAUUAAUAUUACAUUUUAUUGAACGAGUGUAGACCUACAUGCCAACAACAUCAAGUGUACAUCAAUGACCUCUGUAAGGCAAAACGUUGAUGUAAUUCAAUUACCGGGCCAAAUUUCCGUUUGACAUUUGAUCUUUCUACCGUUCUACGUAACCGUUACCUUAGAAACAACUUGAGUUGACAACAACUUUCAGGCAAGUUAGUCAGCCAUGUAUCCAACUUCCCACUGCUCUAGAAAUGAGUUGAAUUCAGGAGUCACAUUAUUUGUUGUCGGGACUGUCGUUCUAACUGUUAAAAACUUUAUCUUUACUCCCCAAAAGUGAAUGUUUUGACUACCGCUACAGACUCUUAUUGUGAUAGACGUGGAGAGGAAAUGCUCUAACUCCUACGAUACAAACAAACCGAAGGGAUUUUAGCAAACGAUGUCGCACAGCACAUACAAUACACUCUGGUCUGAAGCUCACGAGGAGCUCAGCUGUUUGCUGGAUGAAGAACUCCCAGAAGAACCUCUCCGUCCUGAGAGAGACAGAGUGGUGUUCUUCCAAAGGCUCGCCACCUUCUAUGUCCGCUAUGUGCAGAUCUUCAGGCAGCUGGAAGAGGCCUAUGACCAAAGCGUUCAUCCCCAAAAGAGGCGUGUGAUUAGGCAGGUGCUGGACAGUGUGAUGGGCCGUGUUUUGGAGCUCAAGAACGAAAUGGUGGAAAAGGAAUUUUCUGAGUACCACUACAUGGAUGACAUCAUCCAAGACCUGAAACUUACCCCUGAGGACCUUGAGAUUCCAGUUCCCAGGUAUUUCAUUUGGGAGCGGAACAAAGUGCUGCAGGACAGAGAAAGAAUGUUUGCUGCUAUAUUGAACCAAAUGGAUGUGACAGAAAAGCCUCCUGUAAUGCGCAUGUUGACUCUGGAGAGGGCCAUUAAAAUCAUCCAAGUGGCUGAAAGAGCACGGCAAGGCCGACUGAGGGCAAAGUUCAUGAGAGAGAUCCAUAGAGACUCUGAGAGACAGAGGAGAGCUGAGGAACAAGAGGCAGUGAGCACUGACCAGGCCGCAGUUUGUAUCCAGAAGGUGUGGAGAGGUUUCAUGCAAAGAAAAAUUACAAAAAGGCUGCGUGAAGAGGAAAUGAUAUUUCUUGGAAUGGCCAUGGAUCCAAAACUGUCCUAUCCAUCCCAAACCGAGCUGGAUGCUCUAAGUAAUGAGGCCAACAGGCGGACCAGACAAGACGAACAUGAAGAUGACUAUCAGAAAUCUAUUGGAUCUGUAAUUUAUCAGCUCAAGGAAGUGGAGGGCCCAGAAAUGAAGGAGACCAUGAAAGAUCAGAUCCGACAGUGGUUCAUAGAGUGCCGUGAUGCAACAGGCUCAUUUCCUGACUACCCAGAGGAGGAGGAUGGAGGCUCAGCUCUUAUAUUCUCAGAGAAAACACCUGAGGAGCUGGCAGAAGAACUGGCAGCAAAGGAGGAGGAAGAUGCCAACAAAAAGCCAAAGGGCAAGGAGGAGACAAAAGAAAAAGGAAAGAAAGAAAAAGUCAAUGACGAGGAGGAAGAGCCUGGACUGAAGAUGCUACCAUCUGCCUAUCUGGAAGAUCUUGAGAGGGGACACAAGACAUUUUCUGAGGUUUGGAAAAACAGAAACGAGAUCAAGAAUUUCAGUCAAAGACAUGAGCUGGAGCUGAUCAAGGAGGAAAAAAGAAAAGAGAUUGAGGUGGAAAUAAGAAAACAGGUGGAUGAACUGAUGAGACAAGAACUUGCUAAUUGGAAGCUGGCUGUGGAUAAAGAAAAAAGCGGAAAGGUCAAGGGUGCUGCAAAAAAAAAGAAGGCAUCAAAAAGUGGAAAGAAAAAGAAGAAGGACAAAGACCUUACAGCGGAUAGGACUAUUGAGUCACUGUUUGAAGAGCUGGUUGAACAGGAAUUGCUGAAAAAGGCAGAUAAUGUUAAACUAAAAGAUUAUCUAGGGGACUAUAGCUAUCUCGGCACAACUCUACGACAGUCUGACAUUGAGCCUAUGCCUUCCUUAUCUGAUGUUCGGCAAAUUGUAGCACUUUAUGCUGUCUUACCAUUAGGAUCCCAAGCAGUGCAUGAAAAGGCUCCCCUGGUGAAGACCAUGUUGCUAGUAGGUCCGAAUGGUGUGGGUAAGAAAAUGUUGGUCCAUGCCAUCUGCCAGGAGACUGGAGCCAAUCUGUUUGACCUUUCACCUUUAAACGUGGCUGGAAAAUACCCUGGCAAGAGUGGAUUGCAGAUGAUGCUGCAUGUGGUGUUUAAGGUUGCCAGACUGAUGCAGCCUUCUGUAAUAUGGAUUGGAGAAGCUGAAAAGAUGUUUUACAAAAAAGUACCAAAAGAGGAGAAGGAGUUGGAUCCGAAACGUCUGAAGAAAGAUUUACCCAAGAUCCUUAAGUCCAUCAAAGGAGAAGAUUGUGUGUUAAUAGUAGGAACGACAAGUGAUCCACACAGUGCAGACCUGAAAUCCUUGUGUAAAUUCUACAAUAAGAUCAUCCUCAUACCUCGGCCAGACUAUGCUUCAAGAUACGUAAUGUGGAAAGAGCUGAUAAAAAAGAAUGGAGGAGAAGUAACCAGUGACCUUGACCUCAGUUCCCUGGCAAAGAUCUCUGAUGGCUACACACAAGGUCACAUGGUACAGGUGGUGCGUAACAUCUUGACCGAACGGCGCAUUCAGCAAUUUCCUAAACGUCCACUGACUGCCUCAGAGUUUGUGUCUCCACUUGCAAGAAUUGACCCUGUGUUUCAGGAGGAAGAAGAGGCAUUAAAAAAUUGGUAUGCCAAGACUCCCCUUGGAAAGAAGAGAAUUAAAGCUGCCUCAGGGAAAGAGGGUGAUGAAGAGUCCUCAAAAACAGGGAGCAAAGGUGGCAAGAAGAAAGGAAAAAAGUAACAAUAUAAGUGUUAACAUGAGCAACCAUAGUACCACAUUUCCCUGCCUUUACCAAUAAAUGUAUCAGUUUUCUUAUGACAUCA
Messenger RNA from Carassius gibelio (silver crucian carp), 3906 nucleotides. RefSeq lists its product as uncharacterized. Gene Ontology annotation, molecular function: ATP hydrolysis activity; protein binding; ATP binding. The transcript has 20 exons. Lineage: Eukaryota; Metazoa; Chordata; Actinopteri; Cypriniformes; Cyprinidae. The record is from RefSeq and is a predicted model, not a curated record. The coding region runs from base 1370 to 3823 and encodes 817 amino acids.